Molecule: messenger RNA, 1542 nt
Organism: Hypoxylon fragiforme
Lineage: Eukaryota; Fungi; Ascomycota; Sordariomycetes; Xylariales; Hypoxylaceae
Product: putative maltose permease
Exons: 3
Coding region: 1-1542 (513 amino acids)
Biological process (GO): transmembrane transport; carbohydrate transport
Cellular component (GO): membrane
Molecular function (GO): carbohydrate:proton symporter activity
Source: RefSeq, a predicted model, not a curated record
AUGGCGACAACGUCCAAGACCGGCGAUGCUGAUGUCACACUAACCGAUGCCAUUCAACAAGAACAUGCCUUGAGCUUCUGGCAAGCCGUAAAACUAUACCCAAAGGCCGUUGGCUGGUCGGCCUUCGUGUCCAUGGGUGUUAUCAUGUUGGCCUUCGACCCCCAGAUCAUUGGGAACAUGUACGCUAUGCCACAAUUUCAAAAGGAUUUUGGGGUUGAGUUGGACGGUGAUUAUGUCAUCCCAGCCGCAUGGCAGACAGGCUUAUCGCUGGGAAAUCCCUUAGGUCAAGUCGUCGGCGCACUGUUCUCCGCCUACCCCAUGGAACUCUUCGGCCGAAAGUGGGCAUUCUUCGGCUGUAUCCUCUUGACGGCAUGCCUGGUAUUUAUUCAAUUCUUUGCCCGCUCGCUGCAGGUCCUACUCGUGGGCGAGCUGCUAGGUGGACUAGUGCUCGGAUGCUUCGUCGUCAUUGGACCAACGUAUGCAUCCGAGGUUUGCCCCAUGGCACUCCGUGGAUACCUGACUUCCUAUACCAACUUAUGCUUCGUCACCGGACAGCUGUUGGGGAACGGCGUCACUGCCGGGACGGCCUCGCUCGGAAACCACUGGGCCUAUAGCAUCCCCUUCGCCCUGCAGUGGUUCUGGGUCGUGAUUAUCAUCCCCGGUAUAUUCUAUAUCCCCGAGUCGCCGUGGUGGUUGGUACGUAAAGGUAGGAAUGAAGAUGCGAAGGAUGCCUUACGACGGUUAUGCUCCGAGAAGGUGGAUGUGGAUGCGACAUUAGCUGUCAUCGCCGAGACAGAUAGGCUUGAGCUGGAAAUGGAGGCAGGUAGCACGUAUCUAGAUACUAUAAAAGGCGUCAACCUACGCCGGACUGAGAUCUCCACCGGCGUAUAUACUACACAAGUUCUCAGUGGCAUCUACCUGAUCAAUUACGGAACUUAUUUCUUCGAACAGGCGGGAUUGCCAACUCAAGCCGCAUUUAAUAUGGGUAUUGGCUUCUUAGGGGUAGGUUGGGUUUGUACCGUUAUCUCGUGGUUCCUGAUCGCCCGGUUCGGGCGAAGACGUAUAUUCAACAUCGGCUUAUCCGUCCUGAUCGUUCUCAUGUUUAUCAUCGGCAUUUUGGACACCAUCCCGGGUCGGCCGUCGGGUGUCGCUUGGGCCGAGAGCUCGCUCAUGCUGGUCUGGAACGGCGUGUACGACUUAUCCAUCGGACCCAUCACCUUUGUGAUCCUCGGCGAGUGUUCUGCGACGCGCGUUCGGUCCAAGACGAUCGCGGUGGCCACGGCCGCGCAGGCAGUUGUUGGGAUCGCUAUGACCGUUGCGAUUCCGUACAUGAUCAACCCCACGGAGGCGAAUAUGCAGGGAAAGCUAGGAUACUUCUUUGGCGGCCUGGGUGUCCUCUGCCUGCUCUGGAGCUAUUUCCGGAUCCCCGAGACGAUGGGCAGGACCUAUGAAGAGUUGGAUAUUCUGUUCGAUAGAAAUGUCCCUGCAAGGAAGUUUAAAGGCUACCAGGUGGAUAUUCCUGCCGUCUCAGCAGAGAGCUGA